This is a messenger RNA of Capronia coronata CBS 617.96, 3036 nucleotides long. RefSeq lists its product as uncharacterized. The transcript is spliced from 2 exons. The record is from RefSeq and is a predicted model, not a curated record. NCBI's taxonomy places the organism in Eukaryota, Fungi, Ascomycota, Eurotiomycetes, Chaetothyriales, Herpotrichiellaceae. Gene Ontology annotation, biological process: transmembrane transport; monoatomic cation transport; intracellular calcium ion homeostasis. Gene Ontology annotation, cellular component: membrane. The coding region runs from base 1 to 3036 and encodes 1011 amino acids. Gene Ontology annotation, molecular function: monoatomic cation transmembrane transporter activity.
AUGCGUUCUCCCACAAGGCGUCGCCCGCGCCGGAAUCACGGUCGCACCUUUUAUACCACCGCUCUGAUCAUCACGUUAUUUACGUGUUACAGUCUUCUACGAAACCUGGGAAAUGGAAGCUCACACCGCGCUCCGUCAGUCGCCGCCCGCUCACUCGAUGCGCGCGACCUGGAGUGUCGGCUCGUCCACCACGCCAGCGAUAAGUGUGCCUUCGUGAAGAGUAAUUGUCCCGAUGAAGAAGCCGGUCUCAUAUCAUACCUCCAAUUCUACUACUGCCAUCUGCCGCAUGCCCGGCCGCUGGCCUUCAUCAUCUUGGUCGUAUGGGUCUGUCUCUUGUUCAGCACCAUCGGCAUGGUCGCCUCCGACUUCCUCUGCAUCAACCUGAGCACAAUCGCGAGUAUUCUGGGCAUGAGCGAGAGUUUGACCGGAGUCACCUUCCUGGCGUUUGGCAAUGGAAGUCCGGAUGUCUUCUCUACUUUCGCAGCCAUGAGCAGCAACAGUGGGAGUCUGGCCGUCGGCGAAUUGAUGGGUGCUGCAGGUUUCAUCACCGCAGUGGUGGCCGGGAGCAUGGCCUUGGUUGCGCCCUUCCAGGUUGCCAGAAAGAGCUUUGUUCGAGACGUCGGGUUCUUCGUUGUCGCGGCCAGCUUCAGCCUGGUCUUUCUGGCCGACGGAAGUCUGCGAUUCUGGGAAUGUGCGGUCAUGGUCGGCUACUAUGUCUGCUACGUUGUCUUUGUGGUAGUCUGGCAUUGGUGGCUUACGAGGCGACGACGCAUACGGCUUGCCGAGACCACAGCGAGGUUGGGCCACUAUAUCCCAGACUCCCAAGAACUAGAGGUCCCGGAGCUGGAGGAGGACGAGGAGUCCCGUCCGGCGAGCGAAAGGACUGGUCUCCUCCACUCAGCAUCGAACGAGAGCGUCCCGACUCUGCGCAGUCCUGGCACGCCGGCUUGGAGGGUUGAAGAUCUUGACGACGACGACGAAGCUAGAGACCGGUAUCUGGCGGAACUCCAAAGCAAGAUGAGAGUCAGCCGGCCGCCUCGGGGAGAACGGAGGAAUACCAUCACCCCCAUCCGACCAAGCUUGAUCGGUGCCCUCGAGUUUAGGGCACUGAUGACUUCUUUGGGAAAGAAGAGCACCACCGCCCAUUCUAUUGGUCUUCGCAGAUAUUCUUCUGAAAGUGUCGAUCCAGGUCGACCCAACGCACACCCGCAUGCUUCUCAGCCCACACUUGUCGGCCAUUCCGCCAAUGACCUCCUUGACGUUGACCAAGAACCCCAUGGUCAGGGCGUCCGAGGACGGGCGGUUUCUGCGAACGAUGCUGCCAGCCUGAGGAUUGACACCGACUUUCUGUCCGACAUGGCGUCCGAAAGGCACGCGGGAAGUGUCCUGGCCAGCGGCGCAUCUUCGCUGGCACCGCCGGCAAAACACACCAGAGCCAGCGCGAAUAUUCUGCGGACGCUGAAUGAACCUUCGAAUCAAAGGCAAAACCCACCCUCGCCGAAACUUGUCUUGUCCCCGGCAGAAUCCCAACAUCAACUGGACACUCAGCUUGAGCGACCUGAUUCUGUCCGGUCCCCAAGCCUCCUGGCACCACCCACCACCUCGUUCCACCAGCCUGACUAUGAUGAAGAGCAUCAUGACGAAAACCGUAGUCCGCUGUACUCCCCUAGAACGGGGCCGAGUCUACAGGUGCCCAUUCUGCACACGCCACAUCCGGACCACAAACAGAUUCGCUUACACCAAGAAGACUUCCCUCCAUAUACAGAUUCUCCCGUGUCGUCGGGGCCUCCAAGCAUGCACCUACCCGAACCCAGCAUGUCUCCGGAAUCCAUCCACGAUCUGCAAUUGCUCCCUGACGAGGAAGAAGAGCCCAGGCGGCACUUCUCAUGGUGGCCAUACGCACAUCUCCCUGCGCCUCAAGACAUCAUUGCAACCGUUUUCCCCACUCUUCGCGGAUGGCGCGAGAAGUCCUUUACCGACCGGAUGUUAAGCUUGGUCACCGCACCCAGCGUGUUCGUCCUCACCAUCACCCUUCCUGUCGUCGAGCCCAGGGAAGAACGUCCCGAAGACGUGGACCCGGAUCUUCUGUCAGUUGUAGCGGACUACCACGGCGGGAGUCACAACCAUGUUAAUCUACCAUCCGACACUCCCGCCCUCGCUCCAAAACGCAAUCCUUCGGAAGUGGAAGUACUAGGGAGUCCUCAUCCUCACGAAACCAACCUGGCCCGCACCAUGUCCGACUAUCCCAAGGACGACCACACGCCUUCCGGGACUGAUGGGUUCUCAGCCGGGCAAAAGGACUGGAACCGAUGGCUGGUGUUCGUGCAAGUGUUCACGGCGCCGCUGUGCGUCGUGAGCAUCGUCUGGGCCAACAUGGACGAAGAGCACACGAUCAAAGUCUUGAUCCGACUGAUCCUCGGCUCCUUAGUAUUUUCCCUGGUCGCACUCUUGAUCAUUCUGUCAUUGACCAGCGCGGACCGCGAGCCCAAAUACCGCCCGCUCCUCUGUUUCCUGGGGUUCGCGGUGGCGAUCGCGUGGAUCUCGACCAUCGCCAACGAAGUGGUCGGCGUGUUGAAGGCGUUCGGCGUCAUCCUGGGCAUCUCGGACGCCAUUCUGGGCCUGACCAUCUUCGCCGUCGGCAACUCCCUUGGCGAUCUGGUCGCCGACAUCACCGUCGCCAAACUCGGCUACCCCGUCAUGGCCCUCUCGGCCUGUUUCGGCGGGCCCAUGCUCAACAUCUUACUCGGCAUCGGCAUCGGCGGCAUGUACAUGACCGUCCACCAGGCGAGUCACAAACACGCCAAACAUCCCCAUCGGCCCAUCGAGUACCAGCCCUACCAGAUCGAGGUCAGUACCACCCUGAUGAUCUCGGGGAUUACCCUGUUGGUGACUCUCGUCGGGCUGUUGAUCGUCGUGCCGCUGAAUGGCUGGAGAAUGGAUCGGAAGAUCGGAUUGGGCUUGAUCGCCCUGUGGACUUUGUCUACGAUUGGCAAUGUCGUCGUCGAGAUCCUUGGCUAUGGAGGAGACACGGUAUGA